AAAACUAAUAAUUUGUUGAGAAACUAGCAUCCCAUUGUGUGAUUACAAGGAUUGACUUAUAGGGAAUUAUUGGAAUCAAUGACAUUUAUAAGUAAUCAACUCAUAAUGAAAUAUAGUACCUUUUACUGAAAAUGGAGUGACACAUUGACAUGAUAGUUUCUACCCCUCAUACACAAAAUCAUUUUUUAAUUUUCACAUUAGCAAUUGUCUUAAUUAACUAUAGUGAAAUUAGUAACUUAAUUAAUCCCAAUUUGCUUCCUAUAUUCAUUAUCAAACUCCCUCAUAAGUUUUCGUACGACCUCCACAUACAAACUUUGUUUGAUCCUUUCCCAACCGACCAAAGUUUAUGGACUAUAGUGUGUUAGAGCUAAUUACUACUAUAUACUACUCAUAUAUUUUCAUUAUUACUUGUAUUUUCUCUCACUUUCCCUCUCUACCCUUUCUCCCAAUAUCCAUUUUUUCUCUCUAAAAACUUCUCCUUUUUUUUCUCUCUUUCUCUAAGAUUGAAGCAAAAAAAUUGAAGAAUCAUAUAAUUAAUAUUUUGCUGUCAAUUAUUAUAUUUUUCCUGAAAACUACUGAAAGUUUCAGACAUAUCAUAGUAUCAAUGGACUUCAGUACUUCAGAGCGCGUCUGCUAUGUUCACUGCACCUUCUGCAACACCAUUUUAGCGGUUAGUGUACCUUGCUGCAGUACGUAUAACUUGGUAACAGUUAGAUGUGGCCAUUGUGCCAAUCUUCUCUCUGUUAAUAUAGGACUUUCACCUCCAUCUGUCCCACAUCAAGAUAAUUUUCAGCACUAUAAUCAUCAAGAUGAGAGCAAGGAUAGUAGUAAUAUAACAGCAGGCUCAUCAUCAUCAACUAUUACUACCGUAGGAUCUGAUCAACAUGAUGAUCAUCAACAGCUUCGGCCACCGCCCAUCCGACCCCCAGAAAAGAGACAGCGUGUUCCCUCAGCUUAUAAUAAAUUUAUAAAGGAGGAAAUCCAAAGGAUAAAAGCUAGCAAUCCUGAAAUCAGCCAUAGAGAGGCUUUCAGUGCAGCAGCUAAGAAUUGGGCACAUUUUCCUCAUAUUCACUUUGGAUUAAAUCUGGAUGGGCAAAGGCAAGCAAGGUUGGAUCAAGCAGUUGCUGGAGAAGGGGCCAACAAAUCUCAUGGAUUCUACUGAAUGACUUUUUGUGUACUUUUUGUCAGUGCACAAAACCAAAUUAAUUAGCUAAGCCAAUCAUAAGCUAUGCUAAUUUAGUUCAUUAAUUAUGUCUUUACAUUAUAUAUAUAUGUACACAGUAAUUGAAUUAGACUAUAUAUAUAGUACUUAUGACUAAUUAAUAUGUAUUGUGACCCAUGACAUUGGAGAAUGUGAGAUAAUAUAAUCUAUAUAUAUAUAUAUGAGUUUCAAAUCUUUUAUCUAA
Beta vulgaris subsp. vulgaris (sugar beet) is the source of this 1406-nucleotide messenger RNA. Its product is annotated as putative axial regulator YABBY 2. The record is from RefSeq and is a predicted model, not a curated record. The coding region runs from base 605 to 1162 and encodes 185 amino acids. Gene Ontology annotation, cellular component: nucleus. The transcript has 6 exons. Gene Ontology annotation, biological process: cell fate commitment; multicellular organism development. Lineage: Eukaryota; Viridiplantae; Streptophyta; Magnoliopsida; Caryophyllales; Amaranthaceae.